This is a messenger RNA of Patiria miniata (bat star), 5432 nucleotides long. Its product is annotated as formin-like protein 3. Gene Ontology annotation, molecular function: actin filament binding; small GTPase binding. The record is from RefSeq and is a predicted model, not a curated record. The transcript is spliced from 26 exons. NCBI's taxonomy places the organism in Eukaryota, Metazoa, Echinodermata, Asteroidea, Valvatida, Asterinidae. Gene Ontology annotation, biological process: regulation of cell shape; cell migration; cortical actin cytoskeleton organization. Gene Ontology annotation, cellular component: cytosol. The coding region runs from base 1 to 3627 and encodes 1208 amino acids.
AUGGCAAAAGUGAAGAAAUCGGGCAAAUUGUCGAAGACCAAGCUGGGAGGCUCAUCGUCCGGUUUGAGUUUGAGCGUGGAGCGGGGAUCUGUACCGACCGGAGGGGCACAGACGCAGGGAGAGACGGCAGCAAUGUCGGCAAGUCAUAGCUACGAUUCCGUACCAAGUCCAAGCUCUGAGUCAACCUACAGUAACGUUGGAACCUACGACCAUGACAGGAAUCCGUCCACAAGACAAGAACGAGAAGAUGGAUCCAGUAGUGGCAGAUCGUAUGGGGUUGAAGGAGAAUAUGAUGACGUCAUGGCACCCGAUCCAGGAGGGGGACAGUAUUGGUCAGAUGAGAUGAGUCGGGGAGAUAGAUUCGUAGGGUCAUCCAGCACAAGGCAAAAUAAACUGAAACCAUCCAAGCGUAUCAUUGAGAGAAAGUUUCGAAUUCUCCUGAACGCCAUGCCGUUAGAGGCGGAGCAGGUACAGAGAAUGGAAUCUAUGGAUCCGGACGACAAGUGGAGGAUGAUUUGUGAACAGCCCUCCAUGCCCUCCCUCCAUGAUCCUAAAUACUACAUCGACCAGCUUCGAGCUCACAUGAACCCCAACGUCCACAGUCUCAAGAAGGUUCCCAAGAAACUGAUCAAGGAUCUGCUGCCUACGAGGACAAUACUGGAGGAUCUUAAGGAGGAUCUGCAGACGUAUAAUGCAGAAUUCAUAAAAGAGUUCGUUUCGGAUCAACUGAAUGGUCCUGAGGUACUCUGCCGCUUCGUGCGCGACACGCAGAACCUGCUGAUUGAGAAACAACGAAUAGCCAACACCACGUCGGCUGAGAAACAGGCAACACUUCAGAAGAAACAGAAGUACUUCGAUACUGUCAAGAGAGAGCAGGUUGAUGAGUCUGAUGCACUCUUCUGUCUGAAAUGCCUAGCAUCCAAUGAGAGAGGAAGACAAGUUAUCACCACGGGUGCAGACAUUUUAGAGACAAUAUCGUUCUGUAUCAUCAGCAGAUCGUUAGCAUCGAGGAUCAAUGCCUUCAAGAUUUUAACUUAUGCCUGCGAGGCGAGAGACGGCCACGACAGAGUACUCAACGUCUUCAACUUCCUGCGAGUCAAGAUAAAGGAGAAGGUUCGAUUCCACGCAUUGUCACAGAUGUUGGCUGUGGAGAGGUCACGCACGGAUCUUGUGGUGGUAUGUCUGAAGUUCAUCAACACGCUACUGAACACCACCCGAAAUCUCAACCGGCGAGUUUACCUGCAGUAUGAGUUGGAACUAGCUGAGUUCGAUGCCAUCGAACUGGAAAAGUCAUUCCAUGGCAACCUCCCUCCAACAAUCAAAGCUGAGCUGGAUCAGUGGCAUGAUCACUUCAUUAGCAUACAGGGUCUCCAAGACAACCUGGCGGAAAUACAAGAGCGAAAUGACCUGCUCAGACAGGAGGUCGACCUGCAGCAGGAAAAGAUCAGGGAAUUCGCAGGCAGCAAGACUGAACUGCAACAAAAAUUACAAGAGGUGGACGGGAAGUCACAGGAAUAUCGUGAGAGAGUAGUGGAACUUCAAGACACGCUGGAACACAUUAGGAAAGUCUACCGACAACAGACAGGGCAAGACCUAGAGACUCAACUCAAAUCUUACCAGCUCCUCAUGAAGCCCUUAGACUUGGAGCAGUCGGAACCGUCCCUAAGCAGCCAAGAUUCCUCCGAGGCUCCUAGUACGGGGAGCGUGACGCCGGUGUCAUCAACGACUGAACUGAACGGAGGGCUCCGGUCUCCUGCAGCGAAGAGAACGGGAGGGACCACAGAGACCAAAGUCAAGACGACAACAGGCGGUGGUCAAACCUCUGCCGUUUCAUCAAAGACUCCAAAGGAUCCAGCUCUCCAUCUACCGCUCGCCGACAAAUCCUCGUCCAUCCCUGCCGCACCUGCUCCACCCGCACCCGGCCUACCCACCCCACCGCCUGCUCCUCCAAUGUUCGGACAAACAGACUCCAGAAGAAAAAGAAGAAUCAUUUCCACUGCACCACUGCCCAUGUUGAAUUGGGUGACGCUUCAUCCAGUCAGCAACACAAUAUUCAAAAACAUAGACGACGAACGAGUACUAACAGAGCUAGACUUUACCGAUUUUGAGCGCAACUUCCGCCUACGGGAGGCCAAGUACAACACGCUUGCCAUGGAGAGAGUAAGACGGCUGCAAGAGAGACUAGCUGAGAAGAUCACCGUUAUUGAAACAAACAGAGCCAGAAAUUUAGUGAUCACAAAGAGAAGAAUCGGGUUACCAACGAAGGAAAUCAAAGAUGCCAUAGAUAUGUGCGACACCAGCCUGGUAGCCGGCGAAUUCGCUGAGCUGCUUCUGAGAUUUCUGCCAACAAAGGAAGAGUUGAAGUCUCUUGCCAAGCACGCAGAUGAUUACGAGGGAAUGGGAGAGGCCGAACAGUUCAUGUUUCAGAUGGCUCGAGUUGAUCGGUAUGAGUCCAAGCUGCGUCUGAUGGCCUUCAUGGGGAUAUACAAGGAACUCAUUGUCUCACUGCAACCGGACAUGAUAGAAAUCGUCAGAGCAUCGGAGAGCAUCAUGAAAAGCAAGAAACUGAAAAAGUUGUUCGAGAUCAUUUUGGCGUUUGGUAACUACAUGAAUAGCAGUAGACGAGGCACAGCAAGCGGAUUUAGAUUGGAGACGUUGGAUAACAUGACCUUUGUCAAAGCCGCAGACAGAUCUCACAAUUUUUUGAAUUACCUUGCCGAGACCGUCCGGCGAUGUUACCCUGAGGUCCAUAAUUGGUAUGAUGACCUCCAGCUUGAUCGGGUCAAAACCUCAUCAUUGGAGUCUCUGACCAUGGAUAUCCACGGGCUACGGAAGGGUCUAGAACUGGCCAAGUCGGAGAGAGAUCGUCAGCAAAACAACGCUAUCAUUGAUGAGUUCUACAAAGCAUCUUCUGACAAGGUCUAUGAGCUUUCCGAGCGGUUUAAGAUCACCGAGGACACGUAUAAACACAUGUGUGCAUUAUUCGGCGUUAAACACAAAGAAAUGGAACCCAGUGAUUUCUUCAAGAUUUUCAUCAACUUCGCCUUCGAGUAUAAGAAAGCAGCCAAGGAGAACUUGGAUCGACCAAUCAGAGCCAAUCCUGCGCGUAAACAGACUGUCAAUGCCUUACGUCAGAUCUCCAACGAAGAGGUCAACGCGCAGGCGCAGCAGAAGCCUAACAAGUCCAAGUUGUUCUUCAGCCGUAGCAGCAGCAAAUCCAAAACUGGCAAUCCAGACUCUUUAGAAAUCACCAAGCGAUCCUCGCCUACAAAACUCUCCUCGCCGGCUUCCAGCGACUCCGGGGUGUUCCUGACCGUGACGCCGGAGAUGGAACGGGAGCUGGACACCAUUCCAUACGGCCCGGGCUACCAGAACGGACACGCUGAGGUCAACGGGAACAAGGAGGACAAGACAGGGAAGAGUAACGGCGUGGUGCUGCUGGGACAGCGACCGUACAAUGUCAACAACAACAGUGAUGCUUACGCUGGUAUUGCUGAAGAUGAUGGCUAUUAUAACACAUCUCCGCUGCAAGAUGAGGCAACACCGCUUCGAGCAGAGCCUAUCUACUCCACUUCCAUCUCUGCACUUGAUCGUCCCAAACCACAGAGCCACACGUAUAGGUUUUAAUGGGCAGUCUUUGAAGUACAAGUGGAUGUCAGAUUGUGAGCAACUCAAAUGCGACGAGUGGAUAUCAUAGACCUCUUGCACGGUGCGCCCUCACUGGGUAAAGCCUUUGUCAUUUAAAUCACAGCGCGUCCAUAUUCAUGCGUGUCAACGAGAAACAAUGACCUCUCCUCAGAUGUGACAUCUGAUGCACUUGGUCUGUUCAACUUUUAACAAUGCACAUUGCCUUGUAAAGAUAUGUAAAGCCUGCAGCGCGAAGCACAUGGAUUUUAAUAUCUCGGUGAAAUUAUGCUCUGUAAAAAUUGAAUAGUUUCCAGUUUAUAUUUUUUACUUGCUAAAAAAAAGUAGUAAGCAAAAUUGACAGCAAAGCAGCUCCAUACAAAUGUUUUCUGUAAUAUUUAUUGCUCAGUGUAUUUAAGAUUUUAUCAUGUUUAUCAACUCAAGAAGACUUUUUUUCUAUCAUAAAAUGACCAAGAGUAACUAUAACGAAGUUGGAUGUAUUGGCAGACAAUAUUUCCGAGAAUAUUUUUUCCUUCAAAAUCGUACACAGUGCAGAAAACUAACAGCACAUCAUUUGUACAGAACUCAAUGUUUUAGUUAAUAGUACCUUGGCUUUACAAUCCUCAAACUCAAACUAACUUCCAAUCUGGAAGUAUCUGAAAGAGAUUUUCAAAAACACAUGAUUAAUUUCGAACUUUAGUUUAGUUUUGGAUUUGUUGUGGUUAAGUCGGGUGAAUUUUGUCUUUAUCUGGUCUAAAUAUGAGGCUCAUAUUUUGUACAUCUUGGGUUUUUUAUGAAAAAGAGGAGAAAGUUUGUAAGAAAUGAAUUUCAUUGCUGUGUACAUAAAAUCGCGUGUACAGAUGCAAAUAUGUUAGUCUAAAUACAACACAACUCGUAUAUGCCAAAAUUACUUGGUAGGUUAAUUUGCUGAACACUAUCUGAAGAAUUAAGGUAUACAAAUACAUCUUGAUAAGUUCUCUGCCUAUGGACACGGCCCCUCCAACACAUACGACUUUGUAUCUGUAAAAAACGUUGGGAAAUAUGGGUUGAUAUGUAGACCAACGUUGGUUAACAUAUCAACAGGAUAAACUCUUGGGCAAAUUCUUUUCAAUAGUUGGACAACUUUUACCCAAAUGAGGUAAUUUCAAACCAAUAUUGGGUAAAAAUAUAUUUCCCAACAGUGUUUUACCCAACAUUUUUUACAAUGUACACGUGUACUACAUACAGUCCGAGGACAGCUGCAAGACAACAACAGAUUCAAAGUUGUCCUCAAACGGAGAUUUUUUUUGAGAAUAGUCAUUGCUUGUACACUUAUAAGUCUCUGGGAGUAUGAACAGAACGAAAUAAUUCCUUGUCCUCGAAACAAAAUCGCAAAGUCCGACUGUAUGUUCGUGGUAUUUAUCGAGGACUUAAUGCAGCUUCUCACUGUACAGGGUAUUCAACCGAGGACGGCUUGCUGUAAUCGAGGACCCUGUAAUCUUCAGUGAUUUGUUUUUAGUAAUUUUAGAGUAUUAUCUUUCCUCCGUUAAUACCACUCGCAAAUCUCACACUUCACACCCCAUAAUAAAAGGGAUACCAUUUUUGUAUAGUUUUGAUUUUAGUAUAGCAUAUCUUUUGCACUUGUUCAUUAUGAAGCACAGUACUAGGAAAUCGUCUAUAAAAUAUGUACAUUGUAUAUUUAUUUUCCAUGUCUUAAAUCGUGUACAAUUUGUGAAAUUUGCAAUUGUUAUUGAUAAAAAAAGGUUGUACAAAUAUGUAAAUUCACGACGCAAAUGAUGACAUUAAAACAGAUUGCUCAAAAAGUUUAA